This is a messenger RNA of Alligator mississippiensis (American alligator), 13292 nucleotides long. It is a transcript of the gene MAP4, whose product is annotated as microtubule associated protein 4. Gene Ontology annotation, cellular component: neuron projection. Lineage: Eukaryota; Metazoa; Chordata; Crocodylia; Alligatoridae. The coding region runs from base 243 to 7823 and encodes 2526 amino acids. Gene Ontology annotation, molecular function: microtubule binding. The transcript has 24 exons. The record is from RefSeq and is a predicted model, not a curated record. Gene Ontology annotation, biological process: microtubule cytoskeleton organization; neuron projection development.
CCGGUGAGGCAGCAGGGGCGUGUGGAGGCUAUCCCUCCCUCCUUCCCUCCCCCGCGCGGGCCGCCGCCCUCCACGCUGCUCGUCCUCACUCCCUCCCUCCCGGCCGGGCCCGCGGGGCGACACUCACCGGCGGCUCCGUCCUGGCGGCGCAGGCGGCUCGCACCGGCCCCGGAUAAGCUGUCUGUGGAGAUUAAGGACACAUUAAGAACAUCUGCUUUUGAAGGUUACAGAGCUGCUGAGCCAUGGCUGACUUGGAUAACAAUCUCAGUCUCGCAGACGCCCUGACAGAGCCACCACCAGAGAUUGAGCCAGAAAUAAAACGGGACUUCAUUGCCACUCUGGAAGCGGAGAAAUUUGAUGAUGUGGUUGGAGAAACGGUGGGCAAAACUGACUACGUCCCUCUACUGGAUGAUGAUGAUGACGAUGAUGCAAAGGCUGGGAGCCAGGAUCAAAAAUCCAAAUCCCACACGGAAGGUGUUCAGGUGCAACGUAGCUCUGCUUCCGGACCAGCAGCUGUACUGGAGAAUGGUGACCAUGGCAUAGGAGACUACAACACAGUAUCCCACGAAGAGAUCAUGGAUGAGAAGUUGUCCCACAAAGAGUUUAUGGAUCACAAAGAGACCUGGGCAGUGGAUGAGAGAGACCUCUGCUUUGAUCCGCAGGCAGUGUUGAAGCCCAUGGAGGCAACAGAGCCUGGUCUGAUGUACAGAGAAGUUGACCUGUCUGAUCUGAUAAUUCCUUCUGAAACGAAGACUUUUCCACCACUCGCCGAACAUGUAGAUGCUUCAGAAGAAGUUCAUGCACCCUAUGCAGCUAUGGUGGGAUCAGAGCAACCUUCCUCCGAAGCCCCAUAUUUUGCUGCAGAAGCCCUAGACUCAUCAGUCUUCUCCAUGGACUCGGCUGCAGAAUAUCUGCAGGAAAGAGCAGCACCUGCAAGAGACCGAGUGCCUGAAGAACCUUGGUUUGGAAGUCAGUACGCUGAGGAGACACUGGAUGCCUCGUUCUUUGUUCAGCCAACAGUGCCCAUCAGGAUACCUGAUGCAGCAGAGCAAUGUUUGCCAGAAAGUUCAAUAGCAGAUGCUCCUUUUCUAGUAGCGGAGCCCACGAAAGAGACCAAAACUACCGCCGCGCCCCAGGAAGCCGCACCAGCAGAUCUUGCAGCAAACACUGGGUCUGUUCCUGCUCCUCCAGCCUUGGCUUUUGCAGCAGAUUCGUGGGCUGCUCCUGCAGUGGAUGCUGGGACUGCUCCUGCCAUGGAUCCUUGGAGAGUCGGGUCAGCUCCUGCAGCUGGUCUUUGGUCCCUUCCUGCAGCAAAUGCUGCAUCUGCUCCCACCAUGGAUUCUUGGGCAGGUCCCGCAGCAGAUCCUUGGGUGACUCCUGCAGUGCCCGUCACUGCAGCAGAUGCUGGCUCCUCGCCUGCAGCAUGUGUCCCCACCACCGAGGCUGGGGCUGUUUCUGCCAUGGAAGAGCUGCUGACGUUUGACCAUUCCAUUGAGCAGCAAGGGCCAGCUCUUCAUAUGCCUCCAGCAGGAUCUUCAGCACCUUUUGUGAUCAGGGAACAAGAAGUUCCAGUCCCAGAAGUGUCUGUUCCUGAGGCAGAACAUGCUCCUGUGCUAGCUAAGCUGGAGGACAAAGCACCAUCACCCAACCAACAUCUUCCAGAGCCAGUCACCUGUGUCCCAGAGCCAGCAGCAGAAGCAAAAGAACCAGUGACAAUAGCAGAAGCAAAAGAACCAGUGACAAUAGCAGAAGCUAAAGAACCAGUGACAAUAGCAGAAGCAAAAGAAACUCUUCCAGAAAAAUCAGCUCCUUUAGGUGACUUCACCCCAGUGGAGAAGCCAAAGGAAGAACCUGAAAAUGGCCACGUGCAGCAUUUGGAACCGGUGCAUGAUAAACCUCCCCAGGAGCCUACAGGUGUACCUACUGCACAAGUAAGGCAAGCUAGCAAAUCAAGUGAACGCAGGUUUGGCAGAACAGUGCCUUUUGCAGAUGUCCCAGAGGAGCUUCUAGUAGGUCUGCCUCACCAGAAGAGCGCUGACCCUUUUUCUGUGGCAGAAUGUGGAUACGUCACUGGAACGCCACCUCGAACCAGAACGCCACAUAAAAAGGCAGCUGGACAGCUAUCUGGCGUGCCAUCCGAGUUCGUGGACAGCCAGAGAGACGUGCAGAGAGAGAGCUGGGAUUCUGAAGGUUCUCCAGUGAUUAUAAAGAAGAAGAAGAAGAAACCAAAGCAAAAGAGGAGCCAGCAGCCGAGAACAGCGGAGCCGGGGGAAGAAAACGUAGAGACUUCUAAAUGUCUCAAGGCUCCUCCGCUUGCUCUUGAGCUGCAAAAACCAGAGGCGUUCUUCCCCCUACCUCCUGAAGAGCACUCGACUGUCUCAAGGGAGUGGCAAAGAACGGGCGCUUCUGACAUGGCGAGGAAUACAAAGACAGAAAGCAAAAGCCACUUCUUAGAUAGUCCAGAUGUGGUCUCUGGUUCAGCAGCAGGGCAGCAGGAAGGACCACUUAAACUCCUGCCGCAUGCAAAAACUGGAGAAGUCGUCAAAGCGGAGGAAAUGAAAGAUGACAGCUUGAUGCUGCAAUCCAAAGGCAGAAGAAAACGGGUACCCAUGGAGCAGCCAGGGUACAAAACAGAACAGACUAAGAUGGGGGAACCCAGCUCGGCACCGACACAGCUCAAGCCUUUGGAGAGAAGUCCUGUUGAUAAAAAUGAAAAGAUGGAGUAUAAAGAGUUGGGGUAUUCUGACCUCAAGGCACCUCUUUCAGAAAGCAUCAGUCUAAACAAAGUGGAAAGUCCUUCAGAGGCCAAACCUGCAGAAAUCUUCCCUUUUGAUAAAAGUCAGGAGGCUAAAUACACGUCUCCCAAGGCUGGAGAAGCAAAUGUGACGGUUCCAAGUGAAAUUCAAACUCCCGGUGGGGCUUUGAUGGAUGAGAAACCAAAGAAAAAAGGUAGUGAUAGAAAAAACAAAAAAGCUGAAAAUGGGUUCUCCAAGCAGGCUGCUGUUUUAGACACCAAGGCACAGAUGACCGAGCUCCCUGAUGUGCUGAAGACAGUUGACAAAAUUGAAGGAACAGAUUCCUCUGCUAAAAGCAUGCAGGUUGGCGUUAGCACUUCAGAGGAGUUAUUGAAGGCUACCACAGAUACAACCAAAGAACUAGUCCUACCACUGGUAGAAGAGAAACCCAAGGAUAUUGCUGCAGAAAACAGGAAGGCUGACACCCAUUUUUCAGAACAGCCAUGUCUUUGGGAGACCAAGACUGAUGGAGUCAAACUCCCUGCUCCUCCUCUACCAGCUGACAAAGCUACGGGGGCGUAUGUCACUGAUAAAAGCAAGGAGACUGGCUUCAUGGCAUUGGAACCACAGGCUGUGACAGACCCCAGCAUAGCCGUGGUGAUGGACAAACCCAAAAAAAAGAGUGGUGAAGGGAGAAGCAAGAAGGUCAAAAGUUCCUCUGAGCUACCAGGUCUUUUGGAGGCUACAGAUACCAGCAAACUUACUGCUGUAGUGGAGACAGAUGGCAAAACUAAAGACUCAAGCUUUAUUGAGAGAGGGAAGGAAACUGCAGAGCAUUUAUUAGAGAAGAUAACAUAUCCUAGUGCUCCAAAAGCAGCAGACAAGCCAAAGAAAAGGACAGGUGAUGGAAAAAGCAAAAAGGUUGAAAAGACUUAUUUCCAGCAGCCGAUCUUUCUGGAGGCAAAGGCAGACCCCAGUGGUCUGUCUGCUGUCGUAGAGACAGAUGACAAAACUAAAGAAAUAAGUGUUGAUAAUAAAAGCAAGGGAAGUGGUUUAACUACUGGAGAACACCUGCUGGAAGGCAGCACAGAUGCAACCCAAGUGCAAGGCCCCACUACACUGGUAACUGAAACAUGGCAAGAGGGUAUUGCUGGAAAAGGUGACUUGAGCUUGUCAGAGCAAACCUUUGUUUUGGAGGCUAAGACAGAUGCAGCCAGAUUUCCUGCUAGUGCCGAGAGAGUCGGUAAAACCAAGGGAGUAAGUAUGACAGAGAAAAACAAGGAUUCUGAAUGUAGUGCAUUAGAGCAACCGCCUGUGACAGGUUCCAGUGUGACACCUGUGAUGGACAAACCUAGGAAGAGGGGGAGUGAUGGGAGAAGGAAAAAAAGUGAAAAAAGUGCUUUUGAGCAGGCUCUUCCUCUGGAAACUAAGGUAGAGGCACAUAACCUUCCUGCUGUAGUGCAGACAGCUGAAAAACCUAAAGACACGGCCUUUGCCGAUAGAGGCAAAGAGCCUGACUCAAGUACAGCAGAGUGUUGGCUGGGCAGUUUGACAGAUACAGCUGAGGUGCAUGUUCCCAUUGCUGAACCAGUGCAGGAAAAACCUAAAAUCCAAGGGAGUGAUGGCAAAAGCUUAUGUGAGAACUUGGGUCCCUCAGAUCCUAAAAUGGACACAGCAAAGCCAGAGCUGGUCAUCAAAAGUAAAGAACCUCUUCCCAUAGAGAAGGGCAAGGAGCUUGAUUUUGCUAUGUUAGAGCCCCUCGUGGAGGAUAGGACAGAUGUAGCUAAGGCGCACGCUCCCAUUCCAGAAGCGAUGACCGAAAAACCUAAGAAAAAGGCUGUCGGUGUAAAAAGCAAAAAAGUUGAGAGCAGGCCUGAGCCUCAUGCUGCUCUGGAGGCAAAGAUGGACCAAAGCAAAAGUCCCGGGAUGGCAGAGAAGGUAGAUGAAACAAAAGGACCCUGUGCUGCUGGUAAGGAGGUUGAUUUUGCUGCUUUAGAGAGUCUGCUGGAGGAUUUAACUGAUACGGCUAAAGUUCAGGCUCCCGUUAUGCCGCUGGAAGCAGAAAAAACCGAAUUAGAUGGUAAGGGGAAAAGUGCAAAAGCUGAGGUUGGUUUAGAGCAGCCGUUCUUUUUGCAGCCUAGGGCAGGUGCAGCCGGGCUUCCUGGCAGCGGUACAGAGAUAGGUGACAAAAUGACAGAAGGCACUUGCCCGGAAAAGAAGAAGGGAGUAGGAUUUACUCUUUUCGAGUAUCCAGCCGUGGCAGAUCCCAGUCCAGGAUUGGUGCCUGAUAAACCUAAAAAGAGGGGGAGUGAGGGAAAAAACAAAAAGGUUAAAAGUGUCUCAGACUGGCCAGUUGUGGAGGCUAAGACGGACAAGAGACAAGUGCAGCCUCCCUUGGUCGCAGAGCUGGAGUAUAGCAUGGAGGAAAUGGGGUUUGUAGAUGAAAACAGAAAUAUUAGAAACUUUCCACCUGGGCAUCGGAUGCUUUGGGAUCAUAAAGUGGACUUGUUCGCACCGUUCGCGCAGGCUGGAGCAGCUGGCUUUGGCCAAACCAGCAAAGUUUGUUCUGAUCAAAAUCAAGGGCUUGAAAGUACCUUGCCAGAGCACCCAGCAAAGGAUGGAAGAGGCCAGGUGCUCCCUCUCCCUGAAGUAGCCUUGGAGGACACUGGCAGAGAGUCCAGGACCAGGGAUAAAAAGGGGAAACAUAAGCAGAAACCAUAUGAGCAUCCUGUCAAAUUGGAAAGCAGAGGGGCUGGAAUAGAGGCUUCCAGUUCAGGCAUGGAGGGUGACAAAGCCAAAGAAACUGCUGCUGAGGAUAAGCUGACGGGGAAACAGCCUUCCCCGGAUUGUAAAGGUAUACGGGACGCUAAGGUAGGAAGGGAUGACGUGCACGUUCCCACGUUGGCAGAGAAGGAUGACAAAGAAAUAGGUUUCGCGGACAAAAGGCAAAGUGAGUGCACGUCCUUGGAGCAUGUAGUGCAGGAGGCAGACCCAAAAAAUGAAACGGUUCUUCCAGGUGCCAAAGUGACGGACAAAGCGGGAGAGACUGGCUUUGUAGCUGAGAAGGGUGUUGGGUCUGUGGCUCCCGAGCGUCCGAUGCUGUGGGAAAACAAAGCAGAAGCGGUUGCACUCCAAGUUUUAGCUGCAGCCUUGGUAGAGAACAAAGCUGAAGGAACCGGGCUGAGUGAACCAAGCCUCCUCGAGAGCUCGCGUGGGUCAGGAAACGAGGCAGAGGUAGCCGAUGCAGCUGGGAGAGGUGCCCCGACAGAAGACAUCAGUCCUGUUGAUGCAGCAAAGGGCCAUUGUGAGCCCUCCCGGGAGGAUGGUGCUGCUGAGUUGGAAGCUGGCCUGAAGGACGUCCGAGCCUUGAAGCCUGAAAAGGAUAAGCAAGCAGACUUGAUGCAGAAAAAAGUAGCUGGAUCUGGACAAAAAGUGGUGAAAGAGAAAAAGAAAGAAGAGAAAGUCAAAGCUGCAGAACAGAUUAAAGGCUACAUGAGACCCACAAAAUCGAGAGGACUUCCAGCUCCACCGCCCAGGCCUGCUGUCCAAGACCGAGAGAAGCAAAGGCAGCUGAAAAGCAAUGGUAUGAACCGGCAACGGCACGAACGAGCAAAACCAGAAGAGAUCAAACCAGUGGAGACUGUGACAGGGAGUGACAUCACAGCUCCUCCAAACAAAGAACUUCCCCCAAGUCCUGAGAAGAAGACCAAGCCUUCAGCAUCCACACCGUCAGCAAAGCCCGCCGCAGAGAAGGCCAAGCCACUGUCCGCUACCAGCCCCAAGCGGCCAGCUUCCACUACGCCUGGCCAAAACAAAAAAUCCACCAGUCCUACCACAGGCCCUGCUGCGGCCACUCCCAAACGCCCGGCCACCGGUACCCCGCGACCCUCCACUUUAACUGCAAAAGAGACUAAACCAAAGGUAGCGGAGGCCAAGAGCACAGAAAAGCGGACCUCACUGUCAAAGUCAGCAUCUGCUACAACACCUCGAACUAGUGUGAAGAGCAGCCCUGCCGCACCCAGGACAACCGCAGCCUCACCAGUUACAACCACAUCUAGCAUGAAAAAUACUUCUGCUUCCCCACCCAAGAGGCCAACGUCUAUCAAGACUGAAACCAAGCCUGCAGAUGCCAAGAAGACCCCUGUGAAAUCACCAUCAGCCGACUUGAGCCGCCCAAGGAGUGCUCCUGGAAACUCGCUGAAGAGUAGCACCACAACCUCUACUGCUACCACCCCUACUACUACUAUGACUUCACCUGGAGUUGCCACCAGUCGCCCCAAACCCAAGCCAGCUGCCACCAGACCCACCACAGCCUCUAGUGCAAAUGCAGAUGCUAAAAAACCAUUGGCAGCCAAAGCUCCGCUGAAAACCAGCACCACAUCCAAGCCGUCUCGCCCAACCAGCAGCGUUUCUGCCCCAGACCUGAAGAACGUACGCUCCAAAAUUGGAUCCACAGAUAACAUUAAGCAUCAGCCUGGGGGAGGAAAGGGGAAAGUAGAGAAAAAACCUGAAUCAGCCGGUGCUGCACGAAAGCCUGAGUCCAAUGCAGUCUCUAAAAUGGCUACUACUAAAACAACUGUCACAAAAGAGAGUGCACAAAAACAGCCCAAUGGGAAAGUCCAGAUAGUCUCCAAAAAAGCGAACUACAGCCAUGUCCAGUCCAAGUGUGGUUCCAAGGACAAUAUUAAGCAUGUCCCUGGAGGUGGGAAUGUGCAGAUCCAGACCAAGAAAGUUGACCUUUCCAAAGUGUCUUCCAAGUGCGGCUCCAAAACGAAUAUCAAGCACAAGCCAGGGGGAGGAGACAUCAAGACUGAGAACCAGAAGCUGAACUUCAAGGAGAAACCGCAGGGGAAGGUGGGCUCCGUGGACAGCGCGGGGCAAACCCCCACUGAAGGCCCGGUGAAGACCGAGGAGAGCAAAGAGGCAGCGCUGCCAGCUGUGGCCCCCCUGGACGGAGCGGCGGCUGUGCCCCAGGCGGGCGGCAUCACGCAGGAGAACGGAGUGGGGCCGGCUGUGCCCGCGGCUGCGGGUGGUGGUGACCAAAGGGACAGUCAGAGCUUCGACACUCAGAUACAAGAAACAAAUUGAACCCCACCAGCUGACGUUCCGUGAGAAGGCCACGGCUCGCACGGACCACGGAGCGGACACCGUCGUCGCCAACCCCCAACCUCCCCAGCAGCACCUCCGCCCGGCGCGGCGCGGCCGCCGCCUCGUCACCACUGCACCAGCCGGCUCCCCUUGCAGAAGACCUUUCUGCAGCGCUUUCUCAGCAAGGCUUGUGACUCCCCCAGUCUCCCCCCCCACCGCGCUCCCAGGGGGACUCAGCUUGGCCCCCUUAACCCGGCGCCUGGCUCUAGAGGGGAAGGGCACCGCACGCGAGCAGGGCUAGCUUCCUUUCGGGGAGGCUGCCUCGGUCUCCAUCGUCCUGACAGCCGCCCCCUGUCCCGCGCCACCCUCUCCUCUCUUCACCCGACGUCCUUGCGCUGAGGCGGCUCUCAGGGCGAGCUCGAGGGUCAGGCUUCUGCCUUCAGGACAGGGGGCCGGGGAUCUGUCAGCCGAAGGGGUGUUUAAGCCAGCCCUGGGUCGGGGGGCCAUUGAGCCUUGCUCCGUCGCUGCCUGCGGGCCACAGCCAGGCUGGAGUUAAUGGGGAAAAGCUGUGACCUUCCUCUCUUUUUUUGUUGGUUUUUUUUGUGUCCCCCUUGCUGCUUGAGUUUCUGCUGUUCCUAUUGACUGACGGUAUAGAUCACACACACACGUACAUACACACGCUAGGCUGUUUUAACUGUUGACUUUCACCUUUUACUCUUUUCGUGACAGUGUUGAUGAUUUCUCAAGCUACGGCCCCUUCCCUUCCCGCUCUCACCCCGUUUCGCUCUCUCUUUCCCCUUCUUCCCCUAACCAUAGGAGAGUAAAGACAUUAACCGCUGCUGCAGUGCUGGCUUCUUACCGACAUAUCCAGCCAUUGUAACUGGGUUUCUUUUUUUCUUUAUUGUUGAGAUUUAUUUUUUUGUUUGUUUGUUUUUAAUAUUUUAAAAUAAUGGAGCAAAUUCAUGGGAAUAAGCCAUGUCUGAAGGGAAGGGCACGAGAACAAGCUAGCGGGAAGUCUCUUGCCGCAGCCGUUCCACCAGGCCCCGCGCUGACUUCGCGGGGAGCCGGGGCACGAGUGCCUGGCGCGCCCCCGCGGGUCGCGUUGCCAGCCCCAGUGGGUGCUCCAGCACCUGCCCGUGCAGCAGCUCCUGCGAGGGGGAAGGCGGUUUAUUUAUGAACUCGGAUAACCACCGCCCUGCUCGCUGGCCGGAGGCUGGUGGCUGGGAGAGACGCGAGGCUGCUUGCACGAGGGUGCCGCGGGUUAGCGCGGGCUGUGUGUUGAGGCAAGGGAAAGGUUGGCAACGAUGGGCCAGGUGACCCGAUCACCCGGCUGGGACGAGACCUGGCGGGAGAACGGAGAAGCCGCCUCCCGUCCAGAAAGUGGGGAGCAGGAAGUCUGCGGAGGGCCGGGGGGGCUGAGCCUUGGCGCGGCGCGGGUCGGGUCGGCAGGCGGUGGGGGCCGGCCCUUGCUCUGGAGGGUUCUGGGUUGUGGUCCGAGCUCCUUGUUUUACGUUGCGAACAACACUAAAGAAAGGAACUGUAAAUAAACCUCGUGCGCUCAAGUCCAACUAACACGAAGCAGCAAGCAGAUAACGAAACACUGGGAUCAAAGGUAGCUGGAGGCAGACUUCCACCGGGGGCCGGCCGGGCUGGGCUGGGCUGGGUGGGACUGGGGGUCCGCGAGGCAGUGGUGGCGGCAUCCCCGCCUGGUGGGAAUACUUGUUUGGGAAGCUGCCGCCGGCGCGACCGCCCGGAGCCUGUAUUUACACACAAAGACUCUUAUUGCACUUGUAUUUUUAUAUUAAAGUUUGCAUGAUUUCUAAUAAAACGGCAUUAAAGUGUGCUAGUUGGCAUCCAAGUGGUCUGCUAGUUGCGUUAAGUGCUUUUUUCCUCUCCAGGCGAAAUUCGAUAAGCAAUGCAGAUUUGCACCUGACCGGGGCGGUUAUAUAUACCCCAGCCCUCACACCGCUCCCCCACCUCUCCCCCUCCCUUCAUUGCACAUGCACACUCAUCCCAGGACCAGGGACAAGCACCCAAGCUGCUCACAUUCGCCUGCCCGUGUGCUCGGCUGCGGUGUGGCUGCCUGCCUCUGUCGCCAUUCCCUAGGGGGGCCAUCGGAAAAGCACUAAUACCCUCGUCCCCCCUCGCCCCGUCUGCUCUCCUCGCGCUUGCUCCGCGGGUGUGCCAGCCGGGCUGCAGGUGGAGGCAGCAAGGGCAGCGCCAUGUCUCUCAAACCCAAGCAGCUGCUCCCCAGCCUCCGUGGUGGAGGACACAGAGCGGCUGCGCUUGCUGUCCCUCUCCCUCGGCCCGGCGAGGAGCCCUCGACGUCCAGCACGGCCCCGGGUGGGAGAGCGGCGCUGCGUUGCGAUGCCCGAGGCACCGCCGCAGCCCCUCUCCCUCCGAAGCUGCUGGCUCUUACCAUCCCUCGCCCCUGCAUGUGGCCUGCGGGUGUAUAUAUCACUGCCCUUCUUUGAGGCUUCCUCUUCCUCGGUUACUAAAUUUUAAACACCGGCCGGUCCUUUGAAACCUGCCGAUGCCAACACUUGAAGUGCAGAGAAGGUGGUAGAGGGGGUCGGAGGUCUCCGGCGUCGGCUUUGCUUCCCGAAGCAAUAACGGGGUCUGCUCGGAGACGGGCAGCUUGACGGGGUGACAGGAGGGUGGGCGCGCAUCACCUGGAACAGGCCUCCCCGUGGGCCGGGGCAGCAAGAAACCCCGGGCACCGAGACGCCGGCUCCGGGUGAUGCACCAGGGGCAGCUCUGAGGCAGGGCCCAGCCGGGCAGGUUGGGCUCGAGCGCGGCAAAGGGAAGCGGGAUGCUGGCAGGCCGCGGGGGCGUUUGGUUCGGAGCACGGGGCAGCACUGGGCCUCCUCGAGGUCCCCGGGGUCCCUGGGGGUGGUGGGGAAGGCUUGUGCUGAGGGCAGGUGGAAACGUCGCACUUCAGGUUUUAUGGCUGCAGAAACAAAACCCUCUUUUUUUUUGCAAAGGAUGGUGCAUUUCUCCCCCCAGGAUGUGACCCGGCGAAUUUACGGGGUGCGGGUCUAGGAGAAGAGCCCGGGCCGCGGUGCAGAGCCGUCUUACAGCCCCGGCCGCAGACCGACCUCCGCUUCUGUGCCUGCGUGGGGCUGAGUCGAGCUAGGCCUGGAUCCCGGAGGUCAGGAGGUUUCCUGUUUUAACCAUCUUUUGUGUUUGUUUUAAAGAAAGAGCUGGACCUGCUGCUCGCCCGGGAACGGGGCGAAGCCUGCGGUGGACGUGACUUGCUUCCCCGCGGAGGGAUGGGAGCGAAAGCGGAGUUAGGCAGAGACCGUAACAGCGAGGGGGCAUUUCGGUCAUUAGACUAUCGACCCCGAGGUCACCUCCUUGCUCCCAUCGCUCUUCCCUGCCGAGGGCAGGGGUAGCAGGGUCGGCACAACUCCUGGCCGGGGUGGAGGCUUCCUCCAGCUGCCUCCUUGUGCGUGCGGGGCAACGGUCCACGUGCAGGGCUCCCAGCGCCCUGGCGUCCCAGGUGAAUCGGGCUGGGCUGGCAGGACAGGAGAGUACUGGGGGCUCUCGGGGUGGUCCAAGGACGAGGUCAGACAUUCCCUGUGCGGCUUGAAUUAGGUGUGUACGUGCAAGUUCCCGGCCUGAGAUUCCUCUCGCAAACCCCAGCACUCCCUGCGGGUUGCUUGGCGCGGGGUCUCUGGGAUCGGCAAGGUGGCGGCGCGGCGCGGGCAGCAAGGGGGCUGUUGGGUGCGGGAGCACAGGGACCUGGUUGAAGGCAGGUGUGGGCUGCAAGGAGCACGCCCCAUGGGGAUGUCCGGGCCACGGUGGACUCGACUCCUGCCGGCUGGGGCGUAGUCACCCCCCAAAGCGCCCGUCUGCGCAGGAACGUGACGGCCUCCCCGUCGGCAAGGAGCAGCUCCACGGUGGCCGUGCCAUGGCGUUCCUGCGGGCAGCGCCGGACGCAGCAUGGAGGGGUCCGUGGUUGGCUGAAGCAGUACGUGGCGAGGGCGGGCAGCGGUGUGGAUGGCGUUGGGGCAUGGCGUGCAGCGGUGCGUGUGUUGAGCAUGGGCGUGCGCUAGCUGGAAACAUUGGGGCGUUGGCAGGAGCAGAGGGCUUCUCGGUGCCGGUGGCAGCUUGGUGGACUCGUGCAUGCCGGGGCCCUGCAUCCUCUUGUAGCUCGGGGACAUCAGCAGCACUCGGGGGGCUUCUUCCCUUGCCAAGCAAAGGACAUUCAAAUACACGGGUGCCCAGACUCGUGGCCGCGGGGCAGGAGCCUGGGGCUGGCAGCUGGCAUGGCAGGGCUCUGGGUCUGCCCUCCAGGUGCCACGGCCUCCCCAGUGGGGUUUCAUCCCUCUGCUCCUUGCCUCAGGCCCGUGCUGGGCAGGGGGUGUGGACGGGGCGCUAGGCUAGCAGCCCCGUGGGCACGGUGGCCUGUGGCAGGCACUACGGUCUCCGCAGGCGUCUCCUGCUCAGAGCCCUUUCCUUGUGCCACUCGUGCAGUUGGCACCAGGGAGAAGGACCCGGGCCACGGGCUGCCAGUGGGCGUCCUUUCGGCAUUGCAGGCCUGGGGAACCGGGGAGGUGCCGGAGAGCAGGAGAAGCUGAGCUGGAGGUUUGCCGUGGGAAGGCAGCAGCAAGCAGCACCCCCGAUCCCCUCCAGCGCCGAGCUGGGCUCUAGGUUCGGCGUUGGCCGACACGAGUCUCUCUCUCACCGAUUUCACUUAGUAACAGGUUGGUGUCUCGUGUGACCCACUCACCAGGCCCCCGUCCUCAGCACUCAGUGUUGCCUGCAGACUCCGCUCCCCCUUCACGUAGGUACAGAGAUGAGGACGUGGUGGGGAAAGGCUGGAAGGAGACUGGAAGAGGAGGUGGAUGCAGAGGCAGGCGUGGUCUGGGCAUGGUGCCAGGAGCGAGGAAGCCUGGAGUUCGAAUCCUGGCUCCCUCUGGUCUUGGCAACUCUGUUUCCCUGCCUCAGUUCCCCCAUCUGCAAAAUGGGGAGAAUAAUACUUGCCUCGCAGGGCUGCUGUGAGGCUGCUCAGUGUGUGUGUGACGCUCUCAGUGUUCAGUAUUACUAUGAUUUUGUGUUGUAGGCGUAGUAUGCCGACACUCCAGCCCCUCUCGUCGGGCAGACUCCCCCUAACGCUGGAGGGGAGCACGGAGCCGACCCCGCACGGCCGCGACCGUGCAACCAGCUCUUGCUGUAAUGUCGAGUGGUGCUGAUGGCCCAGUGCUGUGGGGGGCGACGCUGAUGGGAGGGGGGAGGUUUUGCAUGGAUGUAAAGGCUGAGACGACAGGCGUGGGACGGGGCAGGGGGUUUGCCCCUCUUGCCGCCACCGGGGAGGGAGUUCAUCGUGGUUGCUUUUGCCUUUCUGUUCCACCCUCCUCUCGGGCUGUGUACGACUGUCUCCAUUAGCAGCAUUUCCUGAUUUUUGACGUUGUGAUUCUUACUAUUGUAAAGGAUUGAAAUAAAGCUUCUAGAUGUUCAACCUUG